UUACCAGCGUUAGUUGUUUGCAGUAACUUUGUUGUUGUUUUAAUAUCGCCAACAGACAUGGCUGUUUCACCAUUAAGGAUUCCAGCUUUAAUAAAUAUAGAGAUGUUGAUUUAUAAAUGUGAUGUUUUUAUUUGUUUGUUUUUUUCUUUAGAUGCCCGGCCCCAUAGGGUUCAACGGCCCCUCUGUUGGCACAUAUGAUGCCUUUAACAACUUCCAGCCUCCAAUGAGAGGAGGGCACCCCCCUGAGCUGCCCAGCUGCCCCCCUACCUACGAGUCUAUUGAUGAGCUGUCUAUUAAACCUUCUGAUCGAUCCCAGGUGUCUGGCCCCGGGCCUUCAUCCCAGAUCUACAAUAACAACGCCCUCCCUGAGCUGCCCUCAGUUUCCGACACGCUUCCCACUUCCUCCUUUGGAGUUGGACGAAACACUGCGAGCUCUGAUGACAUCGACUUUGAUGACCUGUCACGGCGCUUUGAGGAUCUGAAGAAGAAGACCUAAUCCUCCAGUAUCCCAUCAUGCAGUGUUGUCAAUCACCGCAGUUACAGGGUCAGGAAAUGUUUAAAUAUUUGGAUUGGCACCCUUUGCAGUGAAACUCUCCUCACUGUGUAGUUUUACUGAUGUAAACAUGGACUGUACCUCAUUCAAACACACGUGUCUGUCUGGCACACUAAAGGUGAAGGCCCUUUAGAUCGCUAUUUGACAGUACAUUUUAUUAUCGACUACGUCCAAUCAAAACUGGACCGUAUAGAUGUCAUCUUUAUAUGAGCACUUUGGAUAAAAAAUGGCCUUCCUGAUAGUAACUAGUUCUCUAUGUAACCUCUCAAUCUUUCUCGUUGUUAUGGUUGUCACCUAUCCCCUUGAGUCACAGUAUGAGACAAUAUUUGGUUAAUAAUCAAAUAGUCUUAACUAAUAGUGUCUCUCGUCCAGAGACUGGAUUGAGUAAUCCAGAAUGUCAAUAGUGUGUCGUUGGUGCGUUUCUUGAAAUUGUGUUUUACCUGCCACUGAAUCGCACCUGUUUUCUGGCAAACCCAUUGUCGAAAUUUCCAGGCCUAGGACAUUUUCAAGGUCGUAGCACCCUGUCAAAUCAAAUCAAAUUGUAUUUGUCACAUACACAUGGUUAGCAGAUGUUAAAUGCGAGUGUAGCGAAAUGCUUGUGCUUCUAGUUCCGACAAUGCAGUGAUGUCUAUGUCAGGUUGAAGCAGUGCUACUGUAAAUCAAAUGAACUCAGUUGAUAGUGCAGUGUAGAUACUAGUACUGUCACUAGCGGGUAGAUUACUAUAUGAACAGUGACUGAUAUGAAUGCCUCAAUGGAUGAGGCAGGUAAAGGGUUACACACAGGAGACAGAAACGAGUCUCCUAUGCCU
Messenger RNA from Oncorhynchus gorbuscha (pink salmon), 1362 nucleotides. Its product is annotated as IST1 homolog. NCBI's taxonomy places the organism in Eukaryota, Metazoa, Chordata, Actinopteri, Salmoniformes, Salmonidae. The record is from RefSeq and is a predicted model, not a curated record. The coding region runs from base 152 to 496 and encodes 114 amino acids. The transcript is spliced from 3 exons.